AUGGCUCUCAAUCUCAAGAGGAAGCGUGCGGCGGAUGCUAGCCCUCGAAAGACGCGGAAAGUAAGCGAAGAACCUGAUGUUGUUUCUUCAAACGAGGAGAUGGAGUCUGGAGGAGAGGAAUUUGAAGAGGAGGAGGAAGAAUGGGGCGGUGUAGAGGGAGGAGACGAUGAGGUUAAGCCUAGGGAGCCUCUCGAUACGUCCUCAAAGCCGAAGAAACCACCAACGGCUGAAGAAAUGCGCGCAAUUCGUGAAGCGACGGAUUUGUAUCGCUCGAGUUCCUUCAAACUACAGAUAGAUGCUUUACUGCCCAAUGUGCGACCGAAAGCAUCCAGAAUUCCGCCAUUGGAAAAGUUCCUUCUCAACCUCCACACUUUUCUCCUCAAAAUCCCUUCGGUGUCUGCCCAACACCCGCUCGAGGCCUCGAAAGGUUUACUGAAAAAGGGUAUCGCUGUGCCUUACUGUCUACCAUUACCCACCGAAGAAACCAACUGGAAGGUCGCGUUUGAAAAACCGUCGGAGAUCACGUUGGUCGGAAGUUGGGCGAACAAGGUCAGCGUGAAGCCCAAGGACGAUUUGCAUUAUGGAGUGGACGUUGCGGUUGAGAUGCCAGCAAGCCUCUUCCAAGAAAAAGACUAUCUCAAUGCACGAUUCUUCCAGAAAAAGGCGUUCUACCUCGCCACCAUCGCCCAGGCCAUCCAAAACCCAAAAUCCGGUCUCAACGUUGACUUGUUCUAUGAAUCCUCCUCGAGCGAUCCUAGACUCACAAAGCUCGUUCUCAUACCCAAGUCGGACGGCUCGCAGACUGAUUUCACAAAACUAAAAGCGAGGGUUUGCAUCAUCCCGACACUCCCAGCACAGUCGCCUAUCCCCUUGCAUCGAUUAUCGCCCUCCCAUGGAAACCUCAAAAUCAAUACCUCGCAACAAUCCGAGUCUCCGUCCCAACCCCAGCCCACGCCUGUUUACAACAACGCCUUGCUCUACUCGCUCACUCCCAAGCCCCACCUACUCGCCACCUACAAUCUUAUCCAAUCUUCCCCCGCCUUUUCUGAUGCCCUGACACUCCUGCGCAUCUGGGCCAACCAACGUGGAUUCGGCCAAGGCUCGCGGAUGUGCGUAAAAGGUUUCGAAGACGCUGGCCCAUUCUGGAUUGGUCUUUUAGAAUUGCUUAUUACCGGAGAAGAAACGAAAAACUCGAAGAGGAAACCGCUGGGCAAGGGUCUGAGCUCGUACCAGCUCUUCAAAGCUGCAUUGGAUUGUCUCUCAAAGCAGGAAUUUUCAAAGGCGCCUGUGUUUGUGAAGACGGUGGAGGGUCAGCGGUAUCAGAGUGAUGAGUACCAGGAUUACUGGCAUGCUAGUUUGGUGGAUUCGGCGUCGUUGGUGAAUCUGUUGGCUAGUAUUCCUGUGGGGUGCUUGGAUCUGCUCCGAUACGAAGCCUCGAAAACAUUGGAAGCACUCAAUUCUUCGACACUCGCCAUCGACCCCUUCACUCAAGUCUUCCUCCAAGACCACCGUGACGUGCAUACUCGAUUCGACGUUGUUCUCCGUGUCGACAUUACAGGUGCUAAACAACGACAACCCUCGGUACAUGCUUCGUUGGACAGAGGAUCCACUUUCCACCAACUCCUUUUCAACAUGGACUCUCUCCUCCGCCAGGCACUCGGUCCACGUGCAAAGGCAAUCUCCUUCCUCUGCCCCAGCACGACGCCCUCCUCCCCUUCCACUCGCCCGCUCUCACAAGCCCACCCCUCAACACCCACCACAGCCUUCAUCGGUCUCAUCCUCGACCCAGAGCACGCCUUCCAGCUUGUCCAGCACGGUCCUGCCGCCGAAGACCAAGUCACCCCCGAACUCACGGCCUUCCGCGAGCUCUGGGGUCCCAAAUCCGAGUUGCGCAGGUUCAAAGACGGGAGGAUCACCGAAAGCGUGGUGUGGGAUGUGAAAACCGCGGACGAGCGUGCUCAUAUCCCUGCUAUGGUCGUCAAACACAUCCUGGACUGGCAUUUCGGGAUCAGCCAGGAGAAGGUGGAGUCGUGGCAGACAGCGUACGAUAACCUGAUUCGACUGCCGAAGGAAGUUUCGGGGCGAUAUGUGGAGGGUCUGAAAGGGACUGCGAUUGGUUUCAAGGGAGCGUUGGGGGCGUUUGAGGGGUUGGUCAAAGCGAUUAAAGCUUUAGAGGAGGAGCUCCCUCUUUCACUGGUCAACGCCAGCGCGAUUUCAUCGUCGUUGCGGUACACAAGCGUGUUCAAUCCCGUCCCUCUCACGCCGGGUCUUGCGUCCUCCCUUCCGCCUACGGCGCGCUACCUGCAUCCCAUCGACAUCAUCUUUGAAUUCGAGAAAUCGGGGAAAUGGCCGGACGAGUUGAAGGCUAUCCAGAAGAUCAAGCUGGCAUUUUUCGAGAGGAUGGCUGUUCUGUUGAUGGGGUCCGUGCCGGGUCUCAAAGCCAGCGUCGUACUAGGCGAAGGGGACGUAACCGACUCGAACGAAGUGGUGGACAAAGCCUACCUCGAAAUCCUCACACCAGAAGGGUGGGCUUUCCGAGGCCGAAUAUGGCACGACCGCGAAGCCACCCUGCUCGACCGCAUCCUCGACGAACGGGGUCCUCUAGCGCACAUCGCCGUCCCCAAAUCCAAGAAGAAGGAGGAGAGGAAGGGUAAGGUGUAUUUGGACGCGCAGGUGGCGAGGGAGGUGUAUGAGAGGCGGUUUGUGCAUGCGCCGAGGCAUCAUCGGGCUGUGGCGGCGCUUUCGCAUCGGUAUGGUGCGUUUGCGGGGACGUGUAGGCUUGUGAAGAGGUGGUUUGGCGCGCAUUGGUUGUUGGGUGGGCAUGGGUCUGAGGGGAUUGGUGCUCCCUUGUCUUCCUCGCGCAUAUCAGUGUUUUUCGUUGGGGAUGGGAAGAUGGUGGGUGUUGAAAGUGAUGCGGGUGUCCCGGUUCCGAGCUCGGUCCCCGCUACGAAGGAACGGGGUUUUGCGACUGUGUUGAGGUUUUUGAGUGAGUGGAAGUGGGAGGAGGGAGGGGUGUGGGUUUGUCUUUAUGGGCCGAGGGGGAGUGAGGAGGAGGAAUCUAGUGGGGCGGGUACUACUGGUGCUGUUAACGGUGCUUCAACUACUGGGACUGUUCCUGGGGCAGGUGCCACAGGGGCGACGGCGACGAGUGGAGGAGUGUGGAAGUUCAACACGGAUAUGGAUAAAGAAGGCAGGAUGUGGACAAAGUAUGGUCCCGACGCUAUUGUAGCGAAGAGGAUUAGGGCGUUGGCGGUUGCUACUGUUAGGUUUAUGCAAGGUGUUGAAGGGAGUGGGUUUGAUGUUCGGGGCAUGUUCAUCCACCCAACAGAAGACUACGACUUUAUCGUCCACCUCGACCCCUCUGUUUUACCUCGCUACAUGCACAACGUGAACCCAGAUCCAAAGCUCCUCACGAGGCAAGGAAAAUAUGCAAAUCAGGUUGGGGAGAAGGUGGAGAGUGUGAUGCCUGGGUUUGAUCCUGCUCGGGCGUUGUUUGUUGAUUUGCAGCGAACGUAUGCGGACACUUUCCGCCUCUUCUUCGAUCCUUAUGGAGGUACUCAAUUUGGUGGUGUGUGGGACCCGACGCUUAAAACCGCACGACCGUUUAGGGUGUUGGGUGGGUUUAAUAGCCAGCCUGUGCCCAAGGAGAGCGAAAAGGAGAAGGAUAAAGGACUGGUUACGUUGAAUGAGGGCGCUGUGUUGGCGGAGGUGAGGAGGAUGGGGCAGGGGUUGGUUAAGGAUAUUACGAGGAGGGCGUAAGUUCCCGACGUUGUGGGUGGAGAUCUAGUGGGUAAAACCAUCACGAAAAUCUGAUCAAUUUCUCAUUGACGUC
This is a messenger RNA of Coprinopsis cinerea okayama7#130, 3832 nucleotides long. Its product is annotated as pre-rRNA processing protein Utp22. Gene Ontology annotation, cellular component: UTP-C complex; small-subunit processome; CURI complex. Lineage: Eukaryota; Fungi; Basidiomycota; Agaricomycetes; Agaricales; Psathyrellaceae. The transcript is spliced from 10 exons. Gene Ontology annotation, biological process: rRNA processing; tRNA export from nucleus. Bases 1 to 3759 code for a protein of 1252 amino acids. The record is from RefSeq and is a predicted model, not a curated record.